Molecule: messenger RNA, 1695 nt
Organism: Anoplopoma fimbria (sablefish)
Lineage: Eukaryota; Metazoa; Chordata; Actinopteri; Perciformes; Anoplopomatidae
Gene: ephb4b
Product: eph receptor B4b
Biological process (GO): axon guidance; protein phosphorylation; central nervous system projection neuron axonogenesis
Cellular component (GO): neuron projection; plasma membrane
Molecular function (GO): transmembrane-ephrin receptor activity; ATP binding; protein binding
Source: RefSeq, a predicted model, not a curated record
CCCGGGUUCUCCUCUGGCUCCAAUGAGGUGCGCGCCCAGCUGACGGUGAUCAGUGAUCGACUGGUUCUGGUUCUGGUCUGGUUCUGGUUCUGGUCUGGUUCUGGUUCUGGUCUGGUCUGGUUCUGGUCUGGUUCUGGUCUGGUUCUGGUUCUGGUUCUGGUUCUGGUUCUGGUCUGGUUCUGGUUCUGGUUCUGGUUCUGGUCUGGUUCUGGUCUGAUGGAGGGUCAUCGGGUUAGGGUUCCGCUCCUCCUCUUCCUCACGCUGCUGCUGAGCUGCUGCGGGGCCGAUGAAGAGGUUCUGGUGAACACCAAGUUGGAGACGUCGGACCUCCGAUGGACGACACAUCCACCUGAAGAUCCACAGUGGGAGGAGCUGAGCGGAUUGGACGACGAGUCCAACAGCGUGCGGACCUAUGAGAUCUGCACCCCGGACAGCCCGGCCUCCUAUUGGCUGAGGACCCGCUGGAUCCCCCGCCGGGCCGCGACCACGGUCUACGUGGAGAUCCGGUUCACCAUGGUGGAGUGUGCCAGUCUGAACCGGCGUCACUGCAAGGAGACCUUCAACCUGUACUACUACCCGUCCGACAGCGACGAGGCCACGCCCACACACCCGGCCUGGAUGGAGAACCCGUACUCCAAAGUGUCCACGGUGGCGGCCGACCACCUGAUGACGAAGGGCGGGCGCUCCAACGUCAAGCUGCUGCGUCUGGAGCGCCUGCAGGGGGCGGGGCUUUACCUGGCCUUCCACAGCCAGGGCGCCUGCAUGGCGCUGCUCUCCGUACGCGUCUUCUACAGGAAGUGCCCGUCCCUCCGCCGCGCCUUCGCCUCCUACCCCGAAACCAUCCCCCACUCCCUGGUGGAGCAGGCUCAGGGUGUGUGUGUGGAGAAUGCUGUGACUCCGCCCGGUGAGCAGUCUCAACCUCCCAGCAUGCUUUGCGGCGAGGAUGGGCAGUGGGUGGGCCAGCCGACAUCCAGCUGUGCCUGUCGCCCCGGAUACGAGGCGGGCGACACCAACGUGCGCUGUCGAGCGUGUCCGUCGGGUCAGUUUAAGGCGGGGUCAGGACCAGGUGAGUGCAGCCGGUGUCCAGACAGGAGCAACACGCUGAUCCCAGGCUCCGCCUACUGCCUCUGUCACCAUGGUUACCACCGGGCCGACUCCGACCCGCCGCACGCCGCCUGCACACGCCCCCCCUCUGCUCCGCGCUCCAUUGUGAGUCAGAUCAACGACAGCUCGGUGACUCUGGAGUGGAGCGAACCGCUGGACCGAGGAGGACGAGGAGACCUGAACUACAGAGUCCUCUGCUCCACCUGUGGGACCGCAUCCAAGGUACAGCACCAGGACCAGCUGGACCAGGUAGACCAGGGAUUGGUCGGUUCCUGUUCUCCGUGUGAUGACAGCGUCCUGUACCGUCCGGCGCAGCGUGGUCUGACUCAGCGCCGCGUCUCUGUGUGGGGACUCCGCCCCCAAACCAAGUACAUCUUCACCGUCCAAUCACUGAACGGCGUCUCUGCUCUCAGCCAAUCAGAGCCGGCCUCCGACAGAGUCAACGUCACCACCAGCAGAGACGUUCCUCCUCCAGUGUCGGGUCUGAGGAGGGCGGCGGCCUCAGAGUCCAGUCUGUCUCUGGAGUGGAAUGUUCCAGUUCUGCAGAACCAGUUCCAGAUCCUGGACUACCAGCUCCGCUACCGCCCCAAG